UAGAUAUCACACAUUGGCUUGACAGCAGAGAACGCUUUUUGUGUGUAAAAAUUGCCAAUUUAUUAAUUGUGCGAUAACGUCGUUAAAAAUGUCAGAAAAUAAUGAAGCGUCUAUUGAAAGCAAUUGUUUUAGAGGCGGGUUUACAUUGAAAGCCUCUCGCUUAGGUGGCGCUGUUUUGCGUCCGCCUGUUCUUGGUCCGUCCGUGAUUGGUGGCGGAAGUCAUGUUAACAGUAAAAAUAGUUCCACAUCCUCAGCCGGCACUGAGAAACCACAAGAGGCGAAGCCGAGCGAAGAUAAUCCAUUUUUACGCGAGCAAAAAGACGAAGAUGAUGUUGGAUCAGGGGAGAUAGUGGAGUCCACUGAAAAGUCUGACAAAGACGAGAUUGAUGAGCGCCCAGAUCCGCUUACAAUGCUCCGCAACAACGGUAUGGAGCGGAGCAACAUUUUUGCAGCGGCCAAAACCACCAUGCCGCGUAUGGAAAGCAGCGGCUUUGUUUUUGGCCAGAAUGUGCACGAAAGAGUAGUUGGUGAAAACAUUGUCACAGAAUCCAAGGCAGAAUCUGGCACCUCGGAAAUAGCCUCAGCCACACCGCAGCUUCUAUUCUCGAGCGUAAUUCAAAAGGCUGCUAAAACUACAGAGAAUAACGAAGCCACAGGAAAAAGUAAAGAAGUUGAGGCCAAGAGCCUGACAGAUGUGGCGCGUGAGUAUGAGGAGAGUCGUGCUCAAAAGCGUAAAUACGAGGAGGUUGAAACUUUUACUGGCGAGGAGAACGAAAUCAAUAUUGUCGAUGUCAGCUGUAAGUUGUUCGCCUUUGUGAAUAGCAAUUGGGAGGAGCGCGGUCGCGGCAGUCUGCGUCUUAACGAUGCAAAAGCUGAGGACGACUCCUCACGUGUUGUGUUUCGCACUUCGGGCAACUUGCGGUUGCUGCUGAACACAAAAGUCUGGGCAGCCAUGGUGGCCGAGCGUGCUAGCCAAAAGUCAUUGCGUCUAACCGCAAUGGACAACACGGGCACGGUGAAGAUCUUCCUGGCCAUGGGCAGGCCUGCCGAUAUAGCACAGCUGCACAAGGCACUGAGCGAGCGCAUUAUCAAACGCAAACUGACACAUCCCGAGGAGUGCGCAGCUACGGGUAGUGGCGAGCAGGCAAAAAAUGGAUUGAGUCGCAAAGAAGGUGAUGCAGAUUGCGCUACCAGCUCACAGCCCGAAUCAACUACCAAUGAUGACGAGGACGAUGAUGCAGACGAUGACACUGUUAACAAUUCUGCUGCUGCUGCUGCUGCUGACGGCACUGAUUUGACCGAAGUUGAAGCCCAGGCGGCUAAAGCUGAUAAGAAAGGUGUUGAUGGUACUGAAGACGCAGACAGCACUGAGCCUAGCCCCAAAAAACCUCUAGUAGUGGUGGCCGACAGUAGCGCCGAUGUCAAGGAGCAGGAGCAGAGCAGCAGUGCUGGAGGCGAGGCUGGAGCUGCCGUCGAUGACGGAGUACUUUCGUAUUUUUUAUAAAAGAAUUCAACUAUUUAAACGCUUCAAAUAAAUGAAGUGCUGAUUUGUACGCCGGAAACCUGAGCAAUCACGCACCAAUGCAAAUGAAUGAUAGCCAUCUACACAAUUUCGAAGUAAAUUUCCGCAGUUAUAAAACGGACCUCCGCCCGCGGUUUUCCCAAUAAAUGAUAAAUGUUACUCUGCUGUUACCAAGAUAUGAUUGGAACAAUAGCGAUGAGCGCCUUCUUCAAUAAAGUUAUCCAAAUUCAAUAA
This is a messenger RNA of Scaptodrosophila lebanonensis, 1756 nucleotides long. It is a transcript of the gene RanBP3, whose product is annotated as ran-binding protein 3. The transcript is spliced from 4 exons. Gene Ontology annotation, cellular component: cytoplasm; nuclear pore. Bases 89 to 1504 code for a protein of 471 amino acids. Gene Ontology annotation, biological process: protein export from nucleus. Gene Ontology annotation, molecular function: GTPase activator activity. NCBI's taxonomy places the organism in Eukaryota, Metazoa, Arthropoda, Insecta, Diptera, Drosophilidae. The record is from RefSeq and is a predicted model, not a curated record.